AUGCGCGACGACGACGAUGGCAACCUCGAAUUCGACGCGUGGACAGCUGUCGCAGACGCGUCGUCGUCGUCGUCGUGCGCGUUCCUCGACUUCCUCAAACGCCGCGGCGCCACGGACGUGUUCGCGACGCACGUCCUCGACGGCGGCGCCUUGGACGCGGACGACCGCGGCGUCUUCGCUCGCGUCAGCGCCGCGUGUCGCGACGUCGCGGACGCGUCGCGCCUCCCGCGCGCGGGGAAUGACGGCGUGCCGCUCCGCGUGCGCGCGCACGCCAGCUCCGUCGCGCGGAUGCGAUGGGCGCGAUUGAACAGAUGCCCGUGGAACGAUCGCGUCUGCGACAUCAUCGCGGACGUCGGCUCGCUGGACGUCAUGAGGUUCGCGCGGACGGAGGGGAAGAUACCGUGGGGCGUCAAGACCGCGCUGAAUCUCGCGCGCGGGAACCACCUCGCCGUGUUCAGGUGGUGCUGCGAGGAGAAGCCCCAAACGCCGGGGCCGGGGGGGAGGACGCUCGACGCGCACGUGGAGAAGGUGGUCGGGCGGAAGAAUCAUCCGCGCUGGCGGGUGCCGCCAGAAGGCGCGUUCGAGUGUCUUCACACUGGUCCCCAUACGACCGCGUUCGCGUGGUGA
Messenger RNA from Micromonas pusilla CCMP1545, 627 nucleotides. RefSeq lists its product as uncharacterized. The transcript has a single exon. The coding region runs from base 1 to 627 and encodes 208 amino acids. Lineage: Eukaryota; Viridiplantae; Chlorophyta; Mamiellophyceae; Mamiellales; Mamiellaceae. The record is from RefSeq and is a predicted model, not a curated record.